UGAACAUAUGUUGACUAGAAGACGUGAAGAAAAUUCAGAUCAAGUCGCUGGGCUUAGUUCACCCAAACGGAUUCGUGUGGGCGAAUCAGAUCAUGAGGCCCAAUUUUCCCCCCUUUACUUCUCACACUCUUCCUCUUCACAUCCAUAUCCGAUUUCAUCUAUAACACCAGUUAGGUCAAUCACGUCGCAGUCCGGAGUCGUUAAAGAAUCUAAUGGGAGUCCUCGCAUAGAAUCUACCGACAAUUCAGACGAAGAUGUAACUGAUAUUAUUGACCAUCUAAAUCAUGUCAACGACCAAAUUGUGGAAGAAGAAGAACAAUUAUUAGACGAGGAAGAUCAAAAUCUUCCAUGUUUGGAUGAUGAUGAAUGCGAGCAUUUAAAACAAGAAGCUAAAGAGAAAG
Messenger RNA from Dentiscutata heterogama, 401 nucleotides. The record is from the annotation of a GenBank genome assembly. Lineage: Eukaryota; Fungi; Glomeromycota; Glomeromycetes; Diversisporales; Gigasporaceae.